This is a messenger RNA of Symbiodinium sp. CCMP2456, 2551 nucleotides long. The record is from the annotation of a GenBank genome assembly. NCBI's taxonomy places the organism in Eukaryota, Dinophyceae, Suessiales, Symbiodiniaceae.
AUGACUACAACGUCAGUCGCUCAGAACAACUGGAUGACUGGAUUGGAAGUACCGCGCUGGGUGAUCAAUGGCGUCGCCGCAGUCGCCACCAGGAGGACCUGCUUUUCGGCUGAGGUCUCCGACUCGAACCACGCGGCCACUACCGCCGCCUACACCGUGGCAGAGAGCCGGAACGAGGCCUUGAUGAAUGAACUAGGCGAGGCUCGACGAGUCCUAGAGGCAGCUUAUGGGGACCGGGAGGGCAACUUUCAGGAGAUCUCCUACGUGACCCACAUGAUCUACGAGGUCCCGGAAUUCCUACGGAAGAACCCCAAGUACCAGACCCUGAUUCAGCAGGUCGCUUCUGGGCCAAAGGACGAGGAGCGAAACACCGCCGCCGAGGGCACCUUCGUCAUUAAGCCUGGAACAACAACCUUGGCUCAGCUGCCUGAGCUUACACCGGGUGCUGAGACGGCCAUGAAGUUUCAGGAUUGGCUGGAGCUUACUACAGCAGUGAUGUGUGAUGUUAGCGAACAGAGCGGCAGCUGGUGGCGACGAGUCCUCCAAGAAGUAGAGAGUACAUACAGACGAUGGCUGGGCAGUACGCCGCUUGAGCGUUUGAGUAUACAACCGGAGGGCGAGGAGCUGUCCGUCGAUCGGUGGCUGAGGUUGAACGCCAGGGUGUCGGCAAUGUUGCUUGGUGCAAUGUCGCCGGAGCAACAAGCGGAGAUGGUUUCGCAUCGUAUUUCCACUAGCGUGGUCAAGAUGUUAUACAGACUCCACACGUUAUAUCAACCAGGUGGCAGCAAUGAGCGAGAGGACAUUCUGAGGAAGUUGCAGAGCCCUGCCGACAACCUUGCCAGCAACACCUUGUCAGAGGUGCUCAGGGUGCUACGUUCUUGGCCGCGAUGGAUCGCGAGGUGCGCCUCGCUGCAAAUGAUGCCUCCGGAUUCUUCAGUGUUGGCGAGGGGGUUGAAGCAGUUAACCUCAAGCCACUUGGAGCAGUCUCAAGAUGCAGCUUUCCGGACGGCAAUGGUGAGAACAAGCCUGAGGCUGGAUGGACAGCCUCGAAUGGAGGAUGUGUAUGCGUACCAGCGGCAUCUGCAGGCGGAGGUCGAAACCUUGUUGGCCAGUCGGCCAGCGGCUACCACUACCACGGGCCAGGAGCAACCGCGGCUUCGAGCGUUGGAAAGGCCUACGUCAGCGCGUGAGCGGGAGAAGGGGAAGGAUAAGGACAAGGGAUCUCCGGCGGCAGCUUUGGCACUGAUAGCGAAGCUAGAGGACAAGAAGCGCGAGAGGCUGGAGAAUGAGACUGUGACGACUUUGGAUGCAGUGAACCUGGCAGCGUUGACAAUGGAUAAGAGUUGGUGGGACUAUGUGAGGGAUUAUGUGGACAUAGGGUCACAUGAAGCCGGCCUAAGAGCUCUACGUGAUGCACCUUUCCUACAGGGACUACCUGGUGAAUGUCUAAAUGGAAUGGUGCAGGAGAGUAUUUGUGAGCGUGGAUGGGACGUGAUGAAGAAGGUCGACUUCCUCAGCCGACCUCAAAAGCGGCGUUUGUGGACGGCGAAAAGAUGGAUCGUUCAUCUCUACGCGGGAGCGGUUGGACACUACAAGAUGUUCCAAUUGGACGAGGGCGACACGGUGGUGAUUGAGUUGGACCUGGAGCGGAACAAGGCCCACGAUAUACAAAGAGAUUCCACAUGGCGGAUGUUAAUGUGGGGAGCCUUGACGGGAAGGAUUGAAGCUGUGGUCGGGGGUCCCCCGGGUCGCAAUGGACUUCCGUGCCUGGACCAGAAGGCAACCAAGAAGGACGUGAGGAAUUUGACUCUGGUUGCGCGAAUGCUGUGGCUCUACACGGUCGCCGAGGCGGCAAGGACUACGAGCUCAGCGCUGCCCCCCAAUCGCAAAAGGCCGGUGGCUUUCAUGGUGGAGCACCCCGCGGAGGAGAAUUGGGUCGGCAAUCAUCCUUCAACAACAUCGCUGUGGACAACCACUACAUGGAGAGCUUUCGCAGAGGAGAUGGGCAUGGGCUUAGUGACCUUUGAUCAGGGUGUUAUGGGAGCUACAACUACAAGUACCACAACCUUAGGGACAAACAUCUACUACCUUAUGGGCCUGGAUGCCAUGCGAGAGGAAAGCGCAGAAGGCGAAGCUCGCCCACGUCCUGUGGAUGGUACCUGGUCAAGUGGGCUUGUGGAUGCUGUGGUGAUGGCUCUGCAGUUCUGGAGACGACAACCAAGAGAAAUACCGCGAAUGGCUGCGUUAACAGCUGCUCAGUGGAAGGAGCACGUAGCUUCGGGCCAUGCCAAAUAUCAUCGAGACUGUUUGACGUGUGUUAUGUCCAGAGGGACGGGGCGGAGACACGCCAGAGUGAAGCACCCAGACAUGUUCACGCUGACUACAGAUAUAGAAGGACCCAUCAAACCCGGUCUAGAUGUGUCCUCGAAGGGAGCUCUGGGAAAAGGCCUUAGAUAUAUGCUUAUCGGGAAGUACACCUUACCGCGGGAGUAUGUGAAGGCCUACUCCGGAAAAGAGCCACCUCGUGAUGAUGGGAUGGGAGAGCUACAAG